AUGAAAUUUUUGUUAUCUCUUAUUACUAUUUUUACUAUACCAGCAAUCUUAGCUCAAUCAUCAAUUGAUCCAAUUCCUGGUACAAAAUGUGCAAAAAAUCAAGUUGUUAAUAAAGUAACAGUUUAUGAAGAUGGAGCUAUUGAGGCAGAAUGUGGUCCAAUUCCUUGUGCUACAUCUGGUGAAACAUGUAUUGAUGAUCAAAUUGCUUGUAAAGCAGAGCGUGACGUUUUUAGUGGAAUGAAAUGGGCUAGUAAUGGACAAUCUAUUCUUUUAAGAUGUUGUAACUUAAAUGUUUCUAAUAAACUUUACGUUGGAACAGAUCUUGUUACUCUUGGUUCAUAUUAUACUGGUGGACCAGUUGCAAAAAAAGAUUUAUAUGGAAAUGGUGGACCAGAAUAUGAUUUUGUAGCUAAUAUUAGAACAGAACAAGGAGGUGUUAGAUUAUGGGUGUAUAGAAUUUUAUGUCCACUUCAACAAGAAACAGUACCUUCAUCAACUCCAGUUAGUCAAAUCACUGAUGGUCGCAAUUUUGCUUAUGAAAAAAGACGUCAAUAUCUUCUUAGACAAUUAUCACAAAGUCAGCAACAACAAUCAUCAGGUGAUUUAAGAAAUAAUGCCAUGGUUGGAGAGACACGUCGUCUUCAAUAA
Messenger RNA from Strongyloides ratti, 648 nucleotides. RefSeq lists its product as hypothetical. The transcript is spliced from 3 exons. Bases 1 to 648 code for a protein of 215 amino acids. NCBI's taxonomy places the organism in Eukaryota, Metazoa, Nematoda, Chromadorea, Rhabditida, Strongyloididae. The record is from RefSeq and is a predicted model, not a curated record.